This is a messenger RNA of Hemiscyllium ocellatum (epaulette shark), 3511 nucleotides long. Its product is annotated as metal transporter CNNM2-like. NCBI's taxonomy places the organism in Eukaryota, Metazoa, Chordata, Chondrichthyes, Orectolobiformes, Hemiscylliidae. Gene Ontology annotation, biological process: magnesium ion homeostasis; transport. Gene Ontology annotation, molecular function: magnesium ion transmembrane transporter activity. The coding region runs from base 96 to 2507 and encodes 803 amino acids. The transcript has 8 exons. The record is from RefSeq and is a predicted model, not a curated record. Gene Ontology annotation, cellular component: plasma membrane.
CUUUUGCUUUUUUUGGUAAAAAGAUUAUAUUUUUUUCUCUGAGGGGUAAGGGGGGGGGAGGGAGGUUGGGAACGACCUCCAUUUCCAUUACAAACAUGGCGGCCUGCAGCAGCGGCCGGCUCGGCUUCUUCACCCCGUCCGCCUUCAGCAUUCGCUGCUGCUGCCUCGUCCUCCUGCUCCUGGCGAGCCUGAGCGGGCGGGCGGCCGCCUCCGACGAGGGCGACACGGUCAUCAUCGGCCUGAGGCUGGAGGACACGGACGAGGUGACGGGCAUGGGGGGCGGCGUGCUGCGGGUCAGCGAGCGGACGCGGGUCCGGCUGCGGCUGUACGGCCAGCGCAUCGACAACAGCACCUGGAGCCGCAUCGGCUUCACGGAGCACCGGCGGACGGGCGACGACGCGGCGGGCUUCGACCCGUGCGGGGUGCGCACCUCGGACAUCGUGGUGCUGCCGGGCGUCGCGGUGAGCCGCCGGAGCACCGGUGUCAUCGAGAUGGAGGUGAAGCCGCUCCGCAAGACGGAGAAGAGUAAAGCCUACUACCUGUGCACGGCGGCCCGGGCUCCGGAGCCGGGCUCGGGGCAAGCCGACUGGCUGUACCACGACACCGAGGACACCAUGGUGGUGGUGGUGGAGGAGAGGAAGUUCCUGCUGCCCUUCUGGCUGCAGGUCAUCUUUAUCUCGGUGCUGCUCUGCCUGUCGGGCAUGUUCAGCGGCUUGAACCUGGGGCUGAUGGCGCUGGACCCCAUGGAGCUGCGGAUCGUGCAGAACUGCGGCACCGAGAAGGAGAAGAACUACGCCAAGCGCAUCGAGCCGGUCCGCCGCCAGGGCAACUACCUGCUCUGCUCGCUGCUGCUUGGCAACGUGCUGGUCAACACCACGCUGACCAUCCUGCUGGACGACAUCGCCGGCUCCGGGGUGGUGGCCGUGGCCGUCUCCACCAUCGGCAUCGUCAUCUUCGGCGAGAUCGUCCCGCAGGCCAUCUGCUCCCGCCACGGCCUGGCGGUCGGCGCCAACACCAUCGUGCUGACCAAGUUCUUCAUGCUGCUCACCUUCCCGGCCUCCUACCCGGUCAGCCGCCUGCUGGAUGUCAUCCUGGGCCAGGAGAUCGGCACCGUCUACAACCGCGAGAAGCUGCUGGAGAUGCUGCGGGUCACCGACCCUUACAACGACCUGGUCAAGGAGGAGCUCAACAUCAUCCAGGGCGCCCUGGAGCUCAGGACUAAAACGGUGGAGGACGUGAUGACCCCGCUGCGAGACUGCUUCAUGAUCACCGGCGACGCGAUCCUGGAUUUCAACACCAUGUCCGAGAUCAUGGAGAGCGGAUACACCAGGAUCCCCGUCUACGAAGGCGAGCGGUCAAACAUCGUUGACCUACUUUUCGUGAAGGACUUGGCGUUCGUGGACCCCGACGACUGCACCCCUCUGAAAACCAUCACCAAAUUUUACAACCACCCUUUGCAUUUUGUUUUCAACGAUACGAAGCUGGAUGCAAUGUUGGAAGAGUUUAAAAAAGGUAAAUCCCACCUGGCAAUAGUACAGAGAGUGAACAAUGAAGGUGAGGGGGAUCCAUUUUACGAGGUGCUAGGUGUCGUCACUCUAGAGGAUGUAAUUGAAGAAAUUAUCAAAUCAGAAAUCUUGGAUGAAACCGAUUUAUAUACUGAUAACCGAACCAAAAAGAAAAUUACACACCGGGAAAGGAAACAGGAUUUUUCAGCCUUCAAACCGACAGAUAAUGAAAUGAAGGUGAAGAUUUCGCCACAGCUACUACUCGCAACACAUCGUUUCCUAGCAACAGAAGUGGAGCCAUUCAGCCCUACACAGAUGUCAGAGAAGAUCUUACUGAGGCUGCUCAAGCAUCCUAAUGUUAUUCAGGAAAUGAAGUUUGAUGAAAGAAAUAAAAAAGCCCCAGAACAUUACCUCUUCUAUCGGAACAAACCUGUAGACUAUUUUAUCCUUGUUUUACAGGGUAAAGUGGAGGUGGAAGCUGGAAAGGAAGUAAUGAAGUUUGAAGCUGGUGCUUUCUCUUAUUAUGGCAUGAUGGCUCUUACAUCUUCUCCAGUUCCUUUGUCUCUGUCUCGUACCUUUGCUGUCAGCAGAACUGAAUCACUGGCUGGUUCACCAGAUAACCGAUCUCCACCUCGAACAUGUGGCUUAAAUCAUUCAGAUUCUUUGAAUCGAGGUGAUCGUAUUGAUUCAAUAACAUCGCAGAUGGGGAGCAACAACAGUCAGCUAAAUUCUUUGCUCCAGAUGUAUGUUCCAGACUAUUCAGUGCGGGCUCUGACUGACUUACAAUUUGUAAAGAUUACAAGACAACAUUAUCAGAAUGCCCUGAUGGCAUCCAUAAUGGACAAAACACCACAGUCAUCAGACAGUGAAAAUACUAAGAUUGAAUUGACUUUAAAUGAGCUGCAUGAUCAUUUACCUGAUGAAACGGCAAACCUCCUAAAUGAACAGAACUGUGUGUCUCAUAAAUCAAUUCACAGCAUGCACAAUGAAGGCACGAUAUAGAAUACCUGCAGGAUUUUGUCCUCACUAAUGUUUCAGAGAGCUAAUCCUGUAUUCUGUAUGCAUGCACACAUGCAAGCACAUAUGUCCACUGUCAUGAGACCAAAGAGAUGUGCCUCGGCACAAGAAGGUGAAGGAAGACAAUCAGAGGUGGGUGAACUGAACAUUAAACAACUGCCAAGAUUCAGACACAUCCUCUGAGCACAGGUGUCUUGUUAUCCUUUAUAAUUGUGGGAUUUUUUUUUGUUUUCCUUACACAAAAGGAGAAUGGUAAAAUAUUGGAAAAAAGUGCAAGUAUAAAGCUACUUUGUGGCUGAGAAAAGAAAUGUGUAUUUUUUUAAUGAAGACUUACUGAGAUUAACUGUGAGACUGUAAAACAUUUUUAAAAAAAUUAUGGUAUGUGAUUUAAGAUGGUCAUUGAAGGUGAAUUUUCUAAAUUUUGAAGAUGCUUCCAUUACUCCAGCUUAAUUUAGUACAUGUUUGAUAUUUUAACUUCCUAUUGCAUUAUAUGGGACAUAGCUGCAUAUUUUAAUCCCAAAAGAGUUGGGGUUGCUGGGCAUUUAAAUUGUAACUUGAAUAUGGAAACUCAGUUCAACAUUUGCACAACACAUCAUUGACGUAAUUGAUUUCAACACUUGUAUGCAAACUGUGAAUAAUAGUCCUAUAUAGGGACUAGAGAACUUCUUUGGAAGGAAUAGCUACACUUACAUAGCAAUUAAAUAUGCCAAAUCCAUAAAUGGUAGAAUGUUUAAAGAAAAAAGGGUUUUUCACAUGUGAGAAACACAGCUAUAAUUGUACAAGUGUUCUUACAGCAGAACUGACUAUCACUACGUAUUGUUUAAUCAACCAAGUUUGCAAGUAAAUUGCAAUUUGUAUUAUAUUGUACAAAACUGACUCUGAGGUGAAGUAUUCUGACUACAGUAUUCAUAACUGUAUAUAUUAAGCACAAAAAAAAUCUAUGGAUGAAGUGUAAGUUUCAUAAGAUUGUCAGUUAAAUGACAUUUAUA